Molecule: messenger RNA, 1572 nt
Organism: Coprinopsis cinerea okayama7#130
Lineage: Eukaryota; Fungi; Basidiomycota; Agaricomycetes; Agaricales; Psathyrellaceae
Exons: 3
Coding region: 1-1572 (523 amino acids)
Source: RefSeq, a predicted model, not a curated record
AUGGCUCGCGGGAACACAAUCCUCUUGAACGACUACCACGACCAUCCCUCGAUGCUCUUUCCAGUCGAGAUCCUUCACCUCAUUGUCGACUCCAAUGCCUCGGAUCCAAAGUUCUUGCUCAAUUGCUCUGUAGUCAACAGUACCUUUGCGGAACGAUGCCAGCAGCAUUUGUUUGCCUCCCCGAUCUUCAGCUUCAACUUUGCGUUCAACAAUGCGUCACCGUACAUCCACAGCCAUUUCAACGUCUCAGAACUGCGAAAGGCGAUUCCUCCACUCACAGAAAGGGGGAAGAAAUUGGCGGACCCACCCGAACGGGCACUGAGCGCCUUCAAGGACGCCCUCACAGGGAAAAAUGGGGAACGACUCCGCUCGUACAUCCAAUCGUUCUCGGCGACGUUGCGGCGCGCUAAUUCGGACCCUGCGGAAUGGUCGUUUCUAAUGACCGAGUUCAUGGAACACCCGAAUAUAUUUUCAGCCGCCUUGGACCAACUAUGCGAUAUCCUCCCUCUCCUCACAUCUCUGCGAUGUUUCCGCCUCACGAGCUGCUUUUCGAAGGACCUGGUACCGAUGGACGCUGUCAACAUUGAUUCCUUCACGAUUCCCUUCGAAUUCUUCAGUCGGUUGAAACAUCUUCAGCUCGAGGAUACAGAGAUCAAGGUGGCGCUUCCCGCGGAAGCGUCGGGGGUGGAGGGUCCGAACCGAUGUCAAUUGACCACUCUCUCCUGCGUCCGGGUUCAGUCCAAGAAACCUCCUCUAACGCUUCCUCGAAGUCCUCCCUUUGGAUCACAACCAGGAGCCUUUCCGCAAUCGGUUGUCCUCCACAACCUGAAAGAGUUUGCGUAUUUCUCGUCGGGCUCUGUGAUGGUUUUGAGUCAUGGGAUGGCUCGUAUCAUCCAUGAUGUAAUGCCCAAUUUGCGUUGCUUCACCAUAUUGCUCUCCCAGCACCAUGGUAUUCCGGACGCCGUCAUCGAGAUGGACUUGCCUUCCCCCCUCGGCGCGGGUCCAAAUAUCAGCAUACCUGCAACCGAACUCGCCUUCCCUGAUCGAAUACAGAAACUUGCAUUCGAUUUAACCGUGGACCCGAGAGUCCAGAAACCAUAUCUCCGGCCGUUUCUGGCAACCAUGAAGACAGUCCUCGGAGUCGUCACCGACUUCCACACUCUCGAAAUUCGAAUCCAAUGGGCUUCUAACUCGCAAGGAGGCUAUUCGAUUAUGUCGCAGUUUUAUGGAUGGCAAUGGCUGCGGGUGGCAAUUCAGGAUGGGAGAUUCAAGUCCCUCAGGCGAUUGAAGAUCUCUAUCGAAUAUCGUUACAGGCACAAAGAGUGGAGGGAUUUGGUGUUUCUCGGCAAAGUCGAUACUAUGCGCCACCUUGAAGAGUGGUUUAACCCGCUGACUACUUUGCUCGGAGAUUUUGAAGUCGGGUUGGAGUGUGUUAUCCUCGAUCCAGAAGUAUAUACGGCGACUGGAUUUGUACUCGUGGGCACCAAAAGUGAUGGCACCCUGUUACUGGCAACUCGUUCAAGACUUUUCUCAGCAAUGCAGAAAGAUUUCACCAAACCGCUUGAGAUAUAA